AUCCUCCGAGAGGGAGGAGGCCUUGUGGUGAUGCUGCUGCUUCUGCCGCCUCGACUGCUGAUACUCUAGUGAGGCUGGAAGGGUGGUUCCUAUUCGCACCGUCGCCAACCAGAGAGUGAGGGAAAAAAAUCCCAGCAGCCGCUGCUGAUGUUGGGUUCGGAGGCUGCAUCCGACACGGUCACAAGGAAAAUGGAUUCAGUUUGCAUCUCUCCCUCCUUUCAACAGCUUCUCCGCGUCUCAGCAUGGGCUUCUAGGACAGCGGCUGAGGAGACUUUCCCGAGGGGCAGCACGCAGUAGCUGCUGAGCCAUCGCACCCGGGAGAAGCAGCAGUAACAUGGCAGCCCCUGCUUGAGAGGAAUUAAACACCAACAGACUCCAUUCAGAGAGGAACAAUGUCCAAGAAAGGGCGAAAUAAGGGCGAGAAGCCCGAGGCGCUCAUUGUUGCCCUUCAAGCUGCCAACGAAGACCUCAGGACCAAGCUCACAGACAUCCAGAUAGAGCUGCAUCAAGAGAAGUCCAAGGUAUCUAAACUCGAAAGGGAGAAAACUCAAGAAGCCAAGAGGAUCCGUGAGCUGGAGCAGCGCAAGCACACGGUCCUGGUGACCGAACUCAAAGCCAAGCUCCACGAGGAGAAGAUGAAGGAGCUGCAGGCCGUGCGGGAGAAUCUCAUCAAGCAGCACGAGCAGGAAAUGGCCCGGACAGUGAAGGUGCGGGACGGGGAGAUCCAGAGGCUCAAGUCGGCGCUGUGUGCGCUCCGGGACGGCAGCAGCGACAAAGUAAGGACAGCGCUCACCAUCGAGGCCCGCGAGGAGGCCCGGAAACUGUUUGAUGCAGAGCGCCUUAAGCUCUUACAGGAAAUUGCGGACCUGAAAACGGCCAAGAAGCAGGUGGAUGAGGCGCUAAGCAAUAUGAUCCAAGCGGAUAAAAUCAAGGCUGGGGACCUCAGGAGUGAGCAUCAGUCCCACCAAGAAGCCAUCUCCAAGAUCAAGUGGGAGUCCGAGCGGGAUAUUCGGAGGCUGAUGGAUGAAAUCAAAGCCAAGGACAGGAUCAUCUUUUCCCUGGAAAAGGAACUGGAGACCCAAACAGGCUAUGUACAGAAACUCCAACUGCAGAAGGAGGCUUUGGAUGAACAGCUCUUUCUGGUCAAGGAGGCUGAAUGUAACAUGAGCAGUCCAAAACGAGAAAUUCCGGGAAGGGCAGGAGAUGGCUCUGAACACUGCAGCAGUCCUGAUUUGCGAAGAAAUCAAAAGAGAAUAGCUGAGUUGAACGCCACUAUAAGAAAAUUAGAAGACAGGAAUACCUUGCUUGGAGAUGAACGAAAUGAAUUGUUAAAACGCGUGCGGGAAACCGAAAAACAAUGUAAACCUCUUCUGGAAAGGAACAAGUGCCUCGCCAAGAGAAACGAUGAACUGAUGGUGUCUUUGCAGCGCAUGGAAGAGAAACUAAAAGCCGUUACCAAGGAAAAUUCAGAAAUGAGAGAAAAAAUUACAUCUCAUCCACCCUUGAAGAAAUUAAAAUCUCUGAAUGACCUCGAUCAAGCUAAUGAAGAACAAGAGACAGAGUUUCUAAAACUUCAGGUCAUUGAACAACAGAACAUUAUUGAUGAGCUCACAAGGGACCGGGAAAAGCUCAUUCGUAGGAGAAAGCAUAGAAGAAGUUCCAAGCCAAUUAAGAGGCCUGUUUUGGACCCAUUUAUUGGCUACGAUGAGGACUCCAUGGAUUCAGAAACAUCAUCCAUGGCCUCAUUUAGAACAGACCGAACGCCAGCUACUCCUGAUGAUGACUUGGAUGAAAGUCUAGCAGCUGAAGAAUCUGAGCUACGAUUCCGACAAUUAACAAAAGAGUACCAGGCUCUCCAAAGAGCCUAUGCCCUCUUGCAGGAGCAGACUGGAGGCAUCAUUGAUGCUGAAAGAGAAGCCAAGGCUCAAGAGCAGCUCCAGGCAGAGGUGCUAAGGUAUAAAGCCAAAAUUGAAGAUCUGGAAGCGACUCUGGCUCAGAAAGGCCAGGAUUCACACUGGGUAGAAGAUAAACAACUUUUCAUUAAGAGAAACCAGGAGCUUUUAGAAAAGAUAGAAAAACAAGAGGCAGAAAAUCACCGGCUCCAACAGGAACUGCAGGAUGCCAGAGACCAGAAUGAGCUGCUGGAGUUUCGAAAUCUAGAGCUAGAAGAAAGAGAGAGACGAUCCCCUCCAUUUAAUCUGCAAAUUCACCCAUUCUCAGAUGGUGUGAGUGCUCUACAGAUCUACUGUAUGAAAGAAGGUGUCAAGGAUGUGAACAUCCCUGAUCUCAUAAAGCAGCUUGAUAUCUUGGGUGAUAACGGGAAUUUGAGAAAUGAAGAGCAAGUGGCUAUAAUUCAGGCCAGCACUGUGCUGUCCCUGGCAGAAAAGUGGAUCCAGCAAAUUGAAGGAGCAGAGGCUGCCCUGCACCAGAAAAUGAUGGAAUUGGAAAGUGACAUGGAACAAUUCUGCAAAAUCAAAGGCUAUCUGGAAGAAGAACUAGACUACAGGAAACAAGCUCUCGACCAAGCAUAUAUGAGAAUCCAGGAACUAGAAGCGACUUUGUACAAUGCUCUGCAGCAAGAAACUGUUAUCAAGUUUGGUGAAUUAUUAACUGAAAAACAGCAAGAGGAGCUGAGGACAGCAGUGGAAAAGUUACGGCGGCAGAUGCUGAGGAAGAGCAGAGAGUACGACUGUCAGAUUCUACAGGAGAGAAUGGAGCUCUUACAGCAAGCCCAUCAGAGAAUUCGUGACUUAGAAGAUAAAACAGACAUUCAGAAAAGACAGAUAAAGGACUUAGAAGAAAAGUUUCUGUUUCUAUUCUUGUUCUUCUCUCUUGCCUUUAUUCUAUGGCCUUGAUGUCAAGGUGCCUCUUACAGAGUAACCGAAAACACGGAUAAGACCGCAGAAAAGCAGAUACUUCUAAACCUUCAAAGAUGGCAGAAAUGUUUACAGCAGUGAAAGGGAGAUCAAAAGCUUAGAACUAUAAUGUAGCCAGGACUACAACUGUGUAUUUUAAAGCCAUUAUUCAAGGUUUCUUACUUGACAGUUCCUACAUGACCCUGUUGAAAAUCUACAAUAUAUGCUGCAUUUGAUGAAACAUGUAUAGGUAAAACCAGAAGGAAAGAACUAUAAACAUAGAUUGCAAGAAGAAAACAAUUCAGCAAUGGAAACAGUUUCAGCAGAUCAAGCAAAGAUGUGUCUUGGGCAUGGAACCAAAGUUACAAAGAAACAUUCUACCCCUGCUGUGCAGGGGGUGUCAUUUUAAUGUAACACUACACCCCAUGGAAUCACUAGUCCUGAAAUAAACAUCAUUUUAAAAAAUCAAACAAAAAAAAAUAAGGGUGGGUGGGGAUUGAAGCACGAGGAAUACCCAUGAGGAGCUAUUUACAAUAAAAUAUUUCAUUUGAAAA
This is a messenger RNA of Lipotes vexillifer (Yangtze River dolphin), 3409 nucleotides long. It is a transcript of the gene JAKMIP2, whose product is annotated as janus kinase and microtubule interacting protein 2. Lineage: Eukaryota; Metazoa; Chordata; Mammalia; Artiodactyla; Lipotidae. The record is from RefSeq and is a predicted model, not a curated record. Gene Ontology annotation, molecular function: microtubule binding; kinase binding. Bases 393 to 2855 code for a protein of 820 amino acids. The transcript is spliced from 22 exons.